AUGUCAGCCACGUGCGCCGUGUCCCGUAAAGCGCAGCCGCCGCCGCUGCCGCCGCGUCCCCCGGGCGAGAGGGAUCCGCCGGCCAAGGCGAUGCGCAGGGGGCUGCGGCGGGGCCACGAGGAGGAGCGGGAGCAGCUGUCGUGGCCGGGAGAGUGCGGGGGCGGCGAGCCCGAGGUGGAGCAGGCGGCCUCGCUGAGCGGCGAGCGGCGGAGGCGGCAGCCGCAGGAGCCGAGGGCGCUGGCGGCGGCGGCGGCGGGCACGGCAGCCAGGGUGGAGGAGGAGGCGGAGGAGGAGCGGCUGGAGCGGGAGCAUUUCCGGAGGAUCAUCAACGCCUUCCGAUACUACGGAACGAAUAUGCAUGAACGAGUGAACAGAACAGAGAGGCAGUUUAAAUCUCUCCCAGCUAACCAACAGAGUCUUCUUCCUCAAUUCCUUCCUCACCUUGACAAGAUUCGGAAAUGCAUUGAUCAUAAUCAAGAGAUACUACAGACCAUUGUGAAUGACUGCGUUCAUAUGUUUGAAAAUAAAGAAUAUGGAGAAGACGGAAAAGGGAAGAUUACACCAGCUUCAACAUUUGACAUGGAUAAAUUAAAAUCCACUUUGAAACAAUUUGUGAGAGACUGGAGCGAAGAGGGAAAGCCUGAGAGAGAUUCCUGCUACCAGCCAAUCAUUAGUGAAAUUGUAAAGAAUUUUCCAAAAGAAAGAUGGGAUUUCUCCAAAGUUAAUAUCCUGGUACCUGGUGCUGGGCUAGGUAGAUUGGCGUGGGAAAUAGCUAUGCUCGGUUAUGCUUGCCAAGGAAAUGAAUGGAGCCUCUUUAUGCUCUUUUCUUCUAACUUUGUACUCAACAGAUGCUCUGAGAUUAACUCAUGUAAGCUUUAUCCCUGGAUUCAUCAGUUUAGCAAUAACAGAAGAUCUGCUGAUCAGAUACGUCCAAUUUAUUUUCCUGAUGUUGAUCCUCACAGUCUUCCUUCUGGUUCAAACUUCUCUAUGACAGCAGGGGAUUUUCAAGAAAUUUAUUCCGAGUGCAAUACAUGGGACUGUAUAGCAACUUGCUUUUUCAUAGAUACAGCACAUAACGUUAUUGAUUACAUUGAUACUAUAUGGAAAAUACUAAAGCCUGGAGGAAUAUGGAUAAAUGUAGGUCCUCUCCUUUACCACUUUGAAAACUUGGGAAAUGAACUUUCUAUUGAAUUAAGCUACGAGGAUAUAAAAAAUGUUAUACUGCAAUAUGGAUUCCAUAUAGAGGUGGAGAAAGAAUCUGUACUGUCAACUUACACUGUGAAUGAACUCUCCAUGAUGAAGUACUACUAUGAAUGCGUGUUGUUUGUGGUGAGAAAACCAGAAUAGAAGUGAUCUGAAUAGAUUAAUCAGAAAAAAACAUUGGCUUGAAAGCUAGAAAUGAGAAUAAAAUGGACUGGAUGAUGUCUGGACACAACCUCAAAUCAGUGGUGCCUUCUUAUUCCUAAUAGGAUUUAGAUAGUGUCUAUUUUCUUAAUAUCUCUAUUGCUAUCCAGACAUGUACUAUGCCAUGCAUAUUUGUAAUAUACUUGUGAAAAUGGAGGAGGAAAUCUUCACAUACACUGUCUUUGUGCUUUGGAAUGCAUUAAAAAUAAAAGCAAAACGUUCUCUUGAGAAUAAAAUUUAAUGUUUGCCAUAACUAGGCUAAUUCUCAGCAUAUGCUGCCUCAUUUUUCAUAGAUUUAUAAUGAUUUUCUUUUUUCUACUUUCUGCAUAGAGGUGCUUACUGUACUAGCUGUGUCACAUGUAGAGAAGUAUUUCUAAACAUAUACUUGAAUUAUGAAGUCAGAAAUGAUCGGAAAGAGAUAAAAUUAUUCUUGAUAGAUAAAAUAGCCAUCCGAACUGUUAGAGCAUUGUCUGUGGAACUGAAACCAAGUAGGUUGUUAUACAAAUUCUAAUCUUUGACUGUACUGCUGCUAGGAAUUUAAUCAAAACACAGAACAUAUAGGCAAUUUGAAAUACUAUGUGAAAGCAGAGUACUGAGUGAAGAAAAAGCAGCAUAUCACAGAGAAGCAGUAUGUUAACUUCAGGAAUAACACCAAUUUUGAUUAAUCUCUUAGUGUUGAAACUGAAAUAUAUUAGAUGCUUUGCAGUCUUAAAAUACAUUGAUUUUUGAGUCACCUCUUACUGUUUAAGCCAAAACAGCAAAGCAGUAUUUUUUGUUAAUUAACAGAAAGUCAUGUUAUACCUUGAGCUUUUUUCUUUUUUUAAGGUUGGUAACAUAGCUGAGUUAUCCAUGCCAUGUAUAGGCAGUGCAACAGAAAAAUCCCUGUUUCUCAAGGGGGGGAAAAAAAGUUACAUCUAAAUAAUAUGUACUGUAACCUAAUCAUCUCUACCUGAGUCAGCAUAUGCAGGCCCAUUGGGUAGACAAUUUCCUUGUAACUUCAGGCACUUUACCCUUGUGACUUAGUGACUUCUUGGUUCCUUAUCCUAAUGUUUUUUUUCCUGGCAGAUGUGGCUUAGAUGAAUAUUUAGUCUACAAAUUGUGAUCUUACAGAGGAGGCUGAAUCUUCUGUCACUUAGAAGUUAUAUACAUGAGAACAUUAAUUAAUAAUCACUGUGCUGAGAGGAGGUGUCAUGUUAGCCAUGUCAUUUUCUUAAUAUAUUGGUUACCUUAAGUAUCACUUUCAUCCAUUUUCAAAAAAUUUUUAAAAUAUAAAAACAUUAUGAUAAGGAAUCAAGGUUUUUUUCUUAUUUGGUCAUAAUGGCACUGGACAAUAGCUUGUUUCCUAUUAUUUCUAGUCCUUUUUUUCAUUAUUAUGUCCUGAUUGCAUCUCUUUAAUAGAUCUGUUACUGGCUUUUGGAUGUUUCCCAUUAAGGCCAGAAAUUUGUGCCUUUGCUCCUAAAUUGAAAGCCUGCAAGGAGGGAAAACACAGCCUUUUGGUUUUUUACAGUUUCAACACUGUGUAAGAGAGCACACAGCUGGGUAUGUUUCAGUACUGUGCCCCUUUCUGCUCAGAAUCCUUUUUGAGAAUUAAAGCUUCUGGUCUACAGAAGUUUUCAAUUAGAGCUUUGCUUAAACUUCCUAAAAGUGCACCACCAGGAUUUAGCUCCGUAAAUGAACUGUCAAAGUUCUACCCCGCUCCAAGAAAAAUGUGUUUAAAGCUGAAACACUGCCAUUGCAACAAGUAGAUUAAAAAUAAAAGCCCUUCCACACCUAAAAAUAAAAAAGUUGCUUUAAUUUCCUUACUGUACUAUUUACUAUUUUUUUGAGGGACUGUGUGAUUCUUUGCUUUCAUUCUGAUUUUUUUUUUUUCCUGAGAUAGAAUAUGAUUAGUAUUUUACUUGAUUUUUCAAGCUCCUUGACCUAAGACAAGGUUAGGUCAAUGUCUGUUGUGCUGUUGCUGAGUAGUGUGUAUAUAUAUAUCUGUAAUAUUGCCCAAUUUCUGCCUCCUACCCAGUCUGUAGUUUUCAAAAAUAGGCAAUUGAACUCUUGCUUUCUGGUUGAAUGUCAGUAUCCUUUGUUCUGGUGGUUUUGUUCUUUGCCACCCCACAUUGUCACAAGUGCCAUUUUUUUUUGUGGUUUUGGAAAAUGGUUUUAUUUACUCAUGUCAGGUAUAUAAUGAUGCGCUUCUAUUUCUAAUCUAGAAAAUGCCUGUUUUGCCCAAUGUUCUCCUUUUAAAUUAUAACAGUUGCAUUAGGAGUUGGAAGCAGAAUAAUCUUGUGAAUAAGCUGUAGGAGUGGGUCAUGUUUUACCUGCAGUCCUAUUUAUGAGUUCUUAAAAUUCAUCACUUGUAGUUUUAUGCACAGGGAUAAUUGUGUAUUAUUGAAUGUGAUUGCAUUCUUCUAUUCAGUUGCAUACAUGGGGGGAAAAUGCUUAAGGUGUUUAUCAGCUGAAGCCAAGACUGUUUAAUUUAGGUCACUAUUAAACUGUACGUGGUAUCGCGCGUGAAAUAAAAUGCUGCAUAAUCUUCAGUGUAAUACUUCUUUAUAUGGAGUUUGGCAAA
This is a messenger RNA of Gymnogyps californianus (California condor), 3964 nucleotides long. It is a transcript of the gene CARNMT1, whose product is annotated as carnosine N-methyltransferase 1. The record is from RefSeq and is a predicted model, not a curated record. Bases 1 to 1347 code for a protein of 448 amino acids. The transcript has 8 exons. Gene Ontology annotation, molecular function: S-adenosylmethionine-dependent methyltransferase activity. NCBI's taxonomy places the organism in Eukaryota, Metazoa, Chordata, Aves, Accipitriformes, Cathartidae.